AUGAUUAAAAAUGAUGCUGGAACAUCGAAAUCGUUAUCCACUAUUAUCGAAGGUGAAUCGUUACUAAACGAUGGUUCUGCAAUUGUAGCGUACGACAUCUUAAGAGAAUUAGUGGUACCAGGAACUACUGUAACAGCUACGCAGAUUUUCUUGAAAUUUUGUCAGAUUGCUUUAGGUGGACCAGCGCUUGGUUUUAUAGUCGGAAAAUUAGCAGUGUUCUGCCUUUCGCAUAUAUUUAACGAUGCCGUUAUUGAAAUCACAGUAACGUUAAGUGCUGCAUAUUUGACAUACUACCUUGCAGAAGUUGUUUUACAUGUUUCUGGAUUGUUGGCAGUUGUCAUUUUGGGUGUUGUUAUAAGUGCUGAGAAAGCUAGCAUUAGUCCCGAAGUUGAAGGAUUUGUCCACAGAUUUUGGGAGAUGCUAUCUUACUUUGCAAACACGGUAAUUUUUAUAGUAGUGGGCCUAGUUAUAACAGAAAGAGCAGCAAGUCAUAUAGAAGAACAAGAUUGGUUUCAUAUUUUAGUGACAUAUGUUGGCGCUACAUUUUUCAGAUUAGUAAUGAUAGUGCUGUUUAGUCCUCUACUCUCUAGACUCGGUUACGGAUUAAAAUGGCAAGAAGUAAUAGUUAUGACUUGGGGAGGUCUUAGAGGAGCAGUUGGUCUAGCUCUAGCCCUAUUAGUGGCACAACAAGAAGGC
Messenger RNA from Centruroides sculpturatus (bark scorpion), 696 nucleotides. RefSeq names its product sodium/hydrogen exchanger 8-like. Gene Ontology annotation, biological process: proton transmembrane transport. Lineage: Eukaryota; Metazoa; Arthropoda; Arachnida; Scorpiones; Buthidae. The record is from RefSeq and is a predicted model, not a curated record. The annotation marks the transcript as partial. Gene Ontology annotation, molecular function: sodium:proton antiporter activity. Gene Ontology annotation, cellular component: membrane. The transcript is spliced from 4 exons.